Molecule: messenger RNA, 498 nt
Organism: Parasteatoda tepidariorum (common house spider)
Lineage: Eukaryota; Metazoa; Arthropoda; Arachnida; Araneae; Theridiidae
Source: RefSeq, a predicted model, not a curated record
AUGGAAUGUCAAGUUGAGGAAAAGGAGAAUUUUCAGAACUUUCUUCUGUUUGCUUUUAAUCAAGGUUCUAAGGCUGCAAAAGCUGUUCGUGACAUUUGUGCUGAUCACAUAAGAAACACUGGAAAUAAAGGUAGUGUCAACUAUCUGUCUUCAACAACUGUGACAGAGUUUAUCAACAUCAUGUCUAAUAGCGUUUUGCAAGAAGCUGAGGUUAAAGAAGCGAUGAAAUAUUUUGGCCUGAUUGUUGAUUCAACUCCUGAUAUUUCCCAUGUUGAUCAACUAGCCAUAGUUUUGCGAUACGCUGAUAAAGAUGCUGAACCUGUGGAACGGUUUUUAAAAUUUGUAACCAUCCAUGGCCAUAGCACUCAGCAACUACAAAAAGUAAUUACAGAUUUUCUUGAAAACAUGCAGAUUGAAUUGAAGUAUUGCAGAGGACAAUCAUUUGAUAAUGCCAGUAAUAUGUCAGGAAAGUAUUCUGGACUUCAAGCACGUUUUUAA